Conger conger (European conger) is the source of this 2545-nucleotide messenger RNA. RefSeq names its product fem-1 homolog b (gene fem1b). NCBI's taxonomy places the organism in Eukaryota, Metazoa, Chordata, Actinopteri, Anguilliformes, Congridae. The record is from RefSeq and is a predicted model, not a curated record. The transcript has 2 exons. Gene Ontology annotation, molecular function: protein binding. The coding region runs from base 602 to 2485 and encodes 627 amino acids.
CCUGUGCGUCAUCGUAGGCAGAGUGGCAAAGGUGAAAGAUGUCUUAUUGACACUGAAGAAUAACAUUAGGAAUCGGGACUGGUGGACUGUAUCGUUCGACGUAUCAAUUUAGUUCAGCUAAAAUGCUAUAAUCUGUAGUCGAGAGGCCAAGAGUCCAGUAGCGAUGCACUAGAAUGAGUCAAAUCUAUCCACGUUCACUGCCUGUUUUAGCUGCCUCGGCGGUUAUCAUUUGGCUAGCUAGCUAAUCUUGCUAAGUAAGUUAGCGUAACAGUUAGUUCCCCGUCGACAAAGGGACAAAAGUUUAACUUGAAUGUGAAACUGCUUGCAGAAACAUCGAGAAGUUAAUUUUAACAAUGGUUUAAUGUUAUUUUUAAAUUAUAUCAUUUAAAGUUUGCGAAAGGACGAGGUCUUCGAUAAGAACAGGUAGCUAGCUAGUUAGCCAGCUUGCUAAUUUCUUGGCAACCCAACAGCAGCCGGUAUAUUUUCAUGUGAGCUCCGGGGUUUGUGCUGAUAUUUUAAUGGGAGGCGGGCUGCGUCGCGGCGAGGCUUGUGGGCGAUUGCUGCGAAGACGACGGAGGUGCCGACUUGCGGGUGGGCCUGAAUGGAGUCGCUGGCCGGGUACGUUUACAAGGCAGCUAGCGAGGGCCGAGUCCUGACACUGGCCGCCCUACUGCUUAACCACUCAACCGCCGAAACUCAUUAUUUGCUAAGCUAUGUUACCCAGCACGCCGGUCAGCGUUCAACUCCCCUCAUCAUCGCCGCUCGUAAUGGGCACGCCAAAGUUGUGAGGCUACUUCUCGAUCACUACCGAGUGGAGACCGAACAGACGGGUACCGUAAGAUUCGACGGGUAUGUGAUUGACGGAGCCACUGCCCUGUGGUGUGCGGCGGGGGCGGGGCACUUCGAGGUGGUCCGCCUCCUGGUGCUGCACAGCGCCAACGUGAACCACACCACGGUCACCAACUCCACCCCCCUGCGGGCCGCCUGCUUCGACGGCCGCCUGGACAUCGUGCGCUACCUGGUGGAGAACCGCGCCGACAUCGGCAUCGCCAACAAGUACGACAACACCUGCCUGAUGAUCGCCGCCUACAAGGGCCACGGCGACGUGGUGCGCUUCCUGCUGGAGCGGGGGGCCGACCCCAACGCCCGGGCCCACUGCGGGGCCACGGCCCUCCACUUCGCCGCGGAGGCCGGCCACCUGGACAUCGUGAAGGAGCUGGUGCGCGGCCGGGCCUCCAUGGCGGUCAACGGGAACGGCAUGACGCCGCUGAAGGUGGCGGCGGAGAGCUGCAAGGCGGACGUGGUGGAGCUGCUCCUGGCCCACGCCGACUGCGACCCGGCCAGCCGCGUGGAGGCCCUGGAGCUGCUGGGCGCCUCCUUCGCCAACGACCGCGAGAACUACGACAUUCUCAAGACCUACCACUACCUGUACCUGGCCAUGCUGGAGCGGCACCGCGACCCCGCCCACGUCAUCGCCAAGGAGGUGCUGGCGCCCGUGGAGGCGUACGGCGGGCGGUCGGAGUGCCGCACGCCGGCGGACCUGGAGGCCAUCCGGCAGGACCGCGACGCGCUGCACAUGGAGGGCCUCAUCGUGCGCGAGCGCGUCCUGGGCUCCGACAACAUCGACGUGUCGCACCCCAUCAUCUACCGCGGCGCCGUCUACGCCGACAACAUGGAGUUCGACCGCUGCAUCCGGCUGUGGCUGCACGCCCUGCGGCUGCGCCAGCGCGGCAACCGCAACACCCACAAGGACCUGCUGCGCUUCGCCCAGGUGUUCUCGCAGAUGGUGCACCUGAACGAGCCGGUGCGGGCGCGCGACGUGGAGCAGGUGCUGCGCUGCAGCGUGCUGGAGAUCGAGCGCAGCACCGCCCGCGUGGGCACCGCCCCCGAGCCCGACCUGCACUCGGCCACCGACAACUACGAGAGCAACCUCUUCACCUUCCUCUACCUGGUGUGCAUCAGCACCAAGACGCAGUGCGGCGAGGAGGAGCGCGCCCGCAUCAACAAGCAGAUCUACGACCUGAUCCAGCUGGACCCGCGCUCCCGCGAGGGAGCCUCGCUGCUGCACCUGGCCAUCAGCUCCAGCACGCCCGUGGACGACUUCCACACCAACGACGUGUGCAGCUUCCCCAACGCGCAGGUCACCAAGCUGCUGCUGGACUGCGGCGCCCGCGUCAACGCCGUGGACCACGAGGGCAACUCCCCGCUGCACGUCAUCGUGCAGUACAACCGGCCCAUCAGCGACUUCCUCACGCUGCACGCCAUCAUCAUCAGCCUGGUGGAGGCGGGCGCGCACACCGACAUGACCAACAAGCAGAACAAGACGCCGCUGGACAAGAGCACCACGGGCGUGUCGGAGAUCCUGCUGAAGACGCAGAUGAAGAUGAGCCUGAAGUGCCUGGCGGCGCGGGCCGUCCGGCACCACCACAUCACCUACCGCAACCAGAUCCCCAAAACCCUGGAGGAGUUUGUGGAGCUCCACUGACCACACGCAAACCAAACUGCUUUUUUUAAGAACACCUUUUUUCAAUGAAUUUGAAUGGUG